CAGCGGACACAGAGACUGGGUGGUGCAUGUUAACAGAGUGUGGAUGUUGGGAAUCGCGCAGUUGGCUGCAGCAGCGUUGACAUCCGUCAUCAUCAUCGACUGGCUGUGCAUUUGCGAGUUGCGCUCCACCACUGACCAUGGCAACCGCAGCGGCGACCGCAUCAUCAGCCGUGCCGAACAUACUAUAUGAACCCAUUGAUAGUGCGCCGCCAUAUCCAACAUGAACGCUGUCAGCACGACCACUGCCGCGACUACUACUACUCGCGUGAUGCUGCUGGUGCUGGCUGUGGUUGUGUUGUGCGGCAAAGGCAGCGGCAACGAUCGCGCGGCAUGGGCCCGCCCCCAGAGCGGAAAAGUCGAGCCCCGACCCCAUCUGCUGCUGCGCGCCAGCAGACCCGGUGCUCAGCAGCAGACCCGAGGUUGCGCCAUCCUGGCUGAACAGCGUGGAUAUGUCGGAUGCUGCCAUCACCCCGAGCGCCUGCGGGAACGGCUCGGUUACUGACUCGCCCGGCGGCAUUGGUGGCAUCGGCCUGAUGGGUCGGAAAGCUGGCUGCUGCUGCUGCCGCCGCCGCUGCUCCUGUGUCUGCGCUGAACCUGGCAGCGGCAUGGAGGCAGUCCGCUCCAGGUUGCCUGGCG
This is a messenger RNA of Kickxella alabastrina, 636 nucleotides long. RefSeq lists its product as uncharacterized. The coding region runs from base 221 to 502 and encodes 93 amino acids. Lineage: Eukaryota; Fungi; Kickxellomycota; Kickxellomycetes; Kickxellales; Kickxellaceae. The transcript has 2 exons. The record is from RefSeq and is a predicted model, not a curated record.